Molecule: messenger RNA, 721 nt
Organism: Centruroides sculpturatus (bark scorpion)
Lineage: Eukaryota; Metazoa; Arthropoda; Arachnida; Scorpiones; Buthidae
Exons: 3
Coding region: 79-558 (159 amino acids)
Source: RefSeq, a predicted model, not a curated record
UUGUCACGUUUAGCCUUUGAGUCAGGAAUAAAACACGCAGAACUUUUCAUCAAAGAAAGCGUAAAACAUAUUGACGAUAUGAGUUCAAAAGUAACAACACAAAAAGCUAGUUUCGCGAAAAAGUAUUACAUAGGAGUAAUAGAUACUAAAAAUAAAAAUCAUGCUAAAAUGACAGCUUUUUUGAAUAAAUUGUUAUACGACAUGAUUAUAAAAGAUCGAAUGGUGGUUAUCGGAACUCCUUACGUUGAAAAUCUUGUUGUAGCUGCUUAUGGAUCAAACUAUGUGAAAUCUGAUGAAGUUCUUUCUACAGUUUAUAGCGGAUAUGCCAUGAGAAAAGGAUUUCCGUAUAAAAAACAAUUUAACAAAGUAAUACGAAGAAUAUUUGAGACAAAACUUUUUAAAAAACGAACAGCUAUUAAUGUUCCCAGUUUUGAAGAUGCGGCGAAACCUUUAUCCGUAGCAGAUUUAUACGGUGCACUUGGAAUCCUCGUUAUAGGAUACACUUUGUCCUUUGCUUGUUUCCUCACUGAAAUAAUUCUUGGAAAGUUACUCAAAUAGAAAUGUUGACUUAUAUGUUAUAGCAAUUUCGGAUUAACCUGCACGGCAUCGAUCUUUACAAAAUUUACAUAUGUGGAGGCAUUUAGCGAACAGCAACGCUGUAGAUGCUAUAAUAAAGUGUAUGUCUAAAGUAAUGUUACGUGACAUAGCUAUCUGAAGCCUU